GAGGAAAAGAGACUAGCCGACUGUGCAGGUUGGGAUCCGAGCUCUUGGCUUCCGGGAGGCGUCCAGAGCGCAAUCCCGAAAGACGGGAGGGGAGCCGGAGAAGGCAGGAGCGGAGCUGGCUGGCGGGCUCCCUCCUCCCUCCCCGGCCCCGCGCCGCCCCCUCCCCCGUCACCGCCCCUCCCCCCUCCCGGGCUGCACACGGGAGCCGGCUCCUGAGCGCCGCGGAGCUCGGCUCCUCCUUCCCUGGCUGCCGCAGCUUAGCUCGGCUCCUCUGGAUCGCGGCUCUCUCUGUCUCUGCUCCUCGAGGAGAAGGAGGAGGAGGAGGAGGAGGAGGAGGAGGAGAGGAGGCUUCUCGCCGCUCGCUCGCACCCCCCACCCCCCGGCCGGGAAAAGCCGAUGUGCCGGGGCCGCAGAGACUGCGACUCCGGCGGCGGCGGCGGCGGCGGCGGCAGCGCCAGGGGUGGCGGAGGCUAAGAAGCCGGAGAGCCAGGCUGCGGUCCCGGUCCCCGCGAGCCGGCCUCUCCCGCCCCCUGGAGCCCUUGCCCGCCGCCGGGGCCAGCGCACGUCCGUCCUCCGCGGCUGGCGGAGCUGCUGCAGCGCGGGCCGGAGGGCCGGCAGGAGCGGCGGCGGCUCCGCGGCAGCUUUACUCCGAGCCCUCCCGGCUCCCCGGCGGGGAGGGGAAGCCGGCCGGCAGUAGGUGCCCGGCCCAGGGCGGCAUGGGCACGGCUUGACGCAUACACUGACCCGGGGCGAGGGGCGCCGCCGGCGGGACGCAGCGGCCGCCGGGCUGAGCGCUUCGCGACCCUGCACUCAUUCCGGGGAGGAGGAGGAGGACGGGGAGAAGGAGCAAAAGGGGACGGGGAAGGGUGGGAGGGGUGUCUGCUUUUUUUUAACAGCAGGUGUUAUUUUUUAAAACCCACAUUGGCAUUGCCCUCUGACCCGGGCAGGCAGGGCGCCGAAGGAGGCGCCGCAGUAGUGCCACCGGCGGCUUUCUCGCCUCCCCCUCUCUCUAUGUGCAUCUCUCCGUGCGGCGGCGGGUCGCGAGGAUGGCGAUAGACCGGCGACGCGAGGCCGGAGGCGGCGGCGGACCGAGACGCCACCAGCCUCCUCCGGAGGAGAACGGCUCCCUGCCGGCCGGGGAGGCUGCGGCUGCAGCAGCCCCCCUGGGAGGUCCGGCUGUCGACGUGGGGGACAUCCAGACCCUGCCGCCUCUCCCGGCCCCAGGGGCCCCCGGGGGAGCCCCGCAGCCCAGCUGCUGCUCCUCGUCCUCUGCCCCUAAUCUCCUUCUGCUGGACUAUGACGGGUCGGUGUUGCCCUUCCUCGGGGGGCUGGGCGGAGGCUACCAGAAAACGCUGGUGAUCCUCACCUGGAUCCCGGCACUGUUUAUUGGCUUCAGCCAGUUUUCGGACUCUUUUCUCUUGGACCAGCCGGAAUUCUGGUGCCGAGGGCCCCAGGAAGGAGCUGGCUUCGUGGGGGCCGCCGCCACUGGCAGGAUGGGCAUCGGCGACUUUGGGAACUGGACUAGUACCCCUGCGACCUUUUCUACGGCCACCUGGAGACCAGUGAGCAACCUGAGUAAUAGUAGCCUGGGAGCAGCAGAGGUGGACUACACGCUGCCUCUGCAGCCCCCUCCGGACAAAGAAGACCUCAACUCCAGCAACUGCCUGUGCCACCAAUGGCACUACCGCAUCCGAGCCGGUCUCGUCCAAAACGUAGUCAGCAAGUGGGAUCUUGUGUGUGACUCUGCCUGGAAGGUCCAUAUUGCUAAGUUUUCCUUACUGGUUGGUCUAAUCUUUGGCUAUCUAAUAACUGGAUGUAUUGCUGACUUGGUUGGCCGGAGACCGGUGCUACUCUUUUCCAUCAUAUUCAUUCUGAUCUUUGGAUUGACUGUGGCGCUUUCAGUGAAUGUGACAAUGUUCAGCACACUCAGGUUUUUUGAAGGAUUUUGCCUGGCUGGAAUAAUCCUUACCUUGUAUGCACUGAGAAUAGAACUUUGUCCUCCUGGACAUCGGUUCAUGAUCACAAUGGUGGCAAGCUUCAUAGCAAUGGCAGGACAGUUCCUCAUGCCAGGCUUGGCAGCCCUCUGCAGGGACUGGCAAGUCCUCCAGGCUCUCAUCAUCUGUCCUUUUCUUCUGAUGCUUCUCUACUGGUCUAUUUUCCCAGAGUCCCUCCGGUGGCUAAUGGCCACACAGCAGUUUGAACCAGCAAAGAAGUUGAUCCUGCACUUCACACAGAAAAACCGUAUGAAUCCUGAGAAUGAUAUCAAAGGAGUGAUGCCGGAACUGGAGAAGGAACUUUCCAGGAGGCCCAAGAAGGUCUGCAUUGUGAAAGUGGUGGGGACAAGGAAUCUAUGGAAAAACAUUGUGGUCCUGUGCGUGAACUCGCUGACUGGGUUUGGGAUCCACCACUGCUUUGCUAGGAGCAUGAUGGGCCACGAGUUGCCCCUGCUCACGAAUUUCUAUGCUGACUACUACACCACGGCGGGCAUAGCCUUAGCUUCCUGCCUGGCCAUGUGUUUGGUGGUCAGGUUCCUGGGCCGCAGGGGCGGGCUGCUGCUGUUCAUGAUCCUCACAGCCCUGGCCUCCCUUUUGCAGCUUGGCCUUCUCAAUCUGAUUGGAAAGUACAGCCAACAUCCAGGCUCAGGAAUGAGUGAAAAAGUCAGAGAGAAAUUCUCUACCACAUUUUCCAUUGUGGGUAUGUUCGCCUCACACGCUGUGGGAAGUCUCAGCGUUUUCUUCUGCGCAGAGAUCACCCCAACAGUAAUAAGGUGCGGAGGCUUGGGCCUGGUCCUGGCGAGCGCAGGCUUCGGGAUGCUGACGGCCCCGAUCAUUGAGCUGCACAACCAGAAGGGCUACUUCCUUCACCACAUCAUCUUUGCUUGCUGUACUCUCAUCUGCAUUAUCUGCAUCCUCCUCCUGCCAGAGAGUAGGAAUCAGAACCUUCCGGAGAACAUCCUUAAUGGCGAACAUUACACACGGCAGCCCCUCCUGCCCCAUAAGAAGGGAGAGCAACCCCUCCUGCUCACAAACUCAGAACUCAAGGAUUACUCUGGCCUCCAUGACGUGGUCGCCAUGGGGGACGGGCUGCCGGAAAAUGCCACGGCAAACGGGAUGAAGUCCAUGUAACUGGGCUGGCUUUGUCACUUCAGGAGGGGAGCCCUUUUAGGGUCAGAUUUUCUUUUUGUCCGGCACAGGUUUACAGACCUGUAACAAUGGCAGGUACGGCCAACUUGGAAAAAGGAAAGGUCAAAUCUGCUGCUCAAGCCACUUAAAUCACAGGAGACUUUCAAUCGGUGUAAGGAAAUUUCUGCUGACUGGAAAGCAUCAGGAUGAUGUAUUUAAGGGGAAAAACUGGCGGAGAGAUCCCUUCAAAGACUUUCUUUUUCUGCCAUUAAAUGUUUGUAUUUAUUUUGGUCAUUUUUACAAGAAGCACUUUAUUCCCUUUUCCUCUCAUUAAUCACAAAGCAAAAUGAACCUUCUCUUAAGGAGAGAUACAGUCAUUCCAAGGAAGCAACUUUUAGAAACAAAGCAAAAAGUAAUAAUAAUAAUAAUAAUCCAAACCUGAAAGAGGCAUCUUUUCUAUAGAAGAUGAACAUACUAUUACCCAGAAGAGCAAAAAGUGAUUUCUUCCUUUUCCCAAACCCUAAUGCCGCCUGUGGGUAUAAGCAAAUGACACUGUUAUGAAUUAAACUGUGACUGCAUUUUAGACAAGGGCGGGGAAGUAAAAUUCAUUAGGUAUUAAUGGUGUUGUGGUUUAAAACAAAAGAAGUGUCAUUUUCUACAUGUAAGGUAAGACCUUCCCAUUUCAUAAUUAGAUAAAGUAGUUUACAAAUCCCAAUAAAGCAGGUAUGGUUCUUUCAUAUUGAAUAAUGAUGUUUGAAGCUCCUUUGCGGAAAAUCCUAAGCAUUUCAUUCAAAGUGAAGGAAACCCACACAACCAAUGACUGUGGAUCCAGUUUUCUGAUGCCAGGGAUGCCUAAUGAAGUGGCUAAAUCAAGAAUAGGUGUGCUGAGGCAGGAUAUAGCAUCAAAACCUGAGACUUUUACCACCCCUACCCAAAUGCCUUUCAGCUAAAAUCUCCCUAGUCCAUUAGCAGCAUCAGCUGCAGACUCUACUUGAAAGAAGAAUGACUAUUUUUAAUCAGCAAAUGAUACUGAAAAUUGACACUGACAGUGAUAGUAAAUGAAUGGAGGGAGGUGGUACAAAAAAAAAAACUUACCAGGUAUACAUGUUUAGAGCACAUACCCUCGAAGAAAGCACUUGCUUAUAUUUUACUAUCACUCUUUAAAUAUUUAUUGACGAUUUUUCUGACAUGUGGGUUAUCCUCCAGAUCCUUUGCUUCUCCCAAUCUUUUGUCCACUUCAUUUGCUUAUCAGGACACAAGCAAGGCAGGAAAGAGAGAUUAACCUUAAAUGAAUCUGUUUUCUAGUCAAAGCCUUCCCCACC
Sarcophilus harrisii (Tasmanian devil) is the source of this 4444-nucleotide messenger RNA. It is a transcript of the gene SLC22A23, whose product is annotated as solute carrier family 22 member 23. The coding region runs from base 1047 to 3125 and encodes 692 amino acids. Gene Ontology annotation, biological process: transmembrane transport. Gene Ontology annotation, cellular component: membrane. Lineage: Eukaryota; Metazoa; Chordata; Mammalia; Dasyuromorphia; Dasyuridae. Gene Ontology annotation, molecular function: transmembrane transporter activity. The record is from RefSeq and is a predicted model, not a curated record. The transcript has 10 exons.